AUGCCCAGACGCUAUCAUGUACAGCGAAAGCAUAUCAUACAAGCCCUCGACGCCCUCUUAUACCAACUGUUUUGCUUCUCUUUCUACCUAUCGCCAUCGUUGUUCACUAUGUUUCUUCGACUAUCUGCUCAGCUCGUGUGUGCGACGACGAGAGAACUUUCCCCAACAAUGUCAUUGGGAAGCUUCUUCUUCUUUCCCCUCUUCAGCAACAGUUUUAGCGUGUGGAAUCACGCUACAGUUGGACCGACAGAAGGCAGAGCGGUCGUCCUGGAUUUCGUUGGACUCGCUUAUGCACCAACAAAAUUCCAGUUGCUAUUCGUUGAUUUUUCCAUCAUUUUCAUGCAGGUGCUACUCACAAUUAUAUCCUUCGAAAUGCACACCUCAGACAGUAGUACGGCGGAUUCCAAUGACUACUUACUCCCGGCACCCACAUCACCUAUACCACCACUCCUCCCGGCAUCGGUUUCGCUUGAAACGACAUUUGCCAACCAAAAGGCAUUCGAAACUCCGAAUAACGAGCCACAAUACAUUUUGGACAUACGAGUCUCAUCCAUAUUUGCGCGUCUACGAAGUACACCUGCCAUGUCCCGCACUUCCAAUUCACAGGAUACACUCAUACCAUUCCCCAAUACGACUUCGUGGCCUAUCCCAAUCACAAUGUUGAUGCGAACGGCAGGUCGACGCCGCCAAACGGCAACAGAGAGAGCUAAUGCUCCUUCGAGAGAUACAGGGGAGGACCGGGACAACAGGACGGUCCCUGGAGGAAUGAACACUGAAAACCUGGAUUGA
Lentinula edodes (shiitake mushroom) is the source of this 789-nucleotide messenger RNA. RefSeq lists its product as uncharacterized. The coding region runs from base 1 to 789 and encodes 262 amino acids. The transcript has 3 exons. Gene Ontology annotation, cellular component: Dsc E3 ubiquitin ligase complex. The record is from RefSeq and is a predicted model, not a curated record. Gene Ontology annotation, biological process: SREBP signaling pathway. Lineage: Eukaryota; Fungi; Basidiomycota; Agaricomycetes; Agaricales; Omphalotaceae.